This is a messenger RNA of Trichoderma harzianum CBS 226.95, 1905 nucleotides long. RefSeq lists its product as hypothetical. Gene Ontology annotation, molecular function: adenosine deaminase activity. Gene Ontology annotation, biological process: adenosine catabolic process; inosine biosynthetic process. The record is from RefSeq and is a predicted model, not a curated record. The transcript is spliced from 4 exons. Bases 1 to 1905 code for a protein of 634 amino acids. Lineage: Eukaryota; Fungi; Ascomycota; Sordariomycetes; Hypocreales; Hypocreaceae.
AUGUUCUCACCAAAGAGCAAACCUCCAAAGCACUUCGCUGAUGGGCACCCUCGGCAACGGGGCGCUUCCGAGAAAGGCGAUGCUUCCGAGAGGGACGGCGACUUCGACAAGGCCGCUGCGCUUGAGCUGAUCAAGGCGCAUGACUCCGAAGUUGACAGGCGCCGGAGCGGAGUUGAGACGAGCCGUCUCGGGGCCGAAAAUGGCUCUCUCGGCUUGCCCCUGGACCUCGACACUACCGGCGCCGAAAAGAGAGUACCGGUACCGAGUAAAGAAGAAUACGAAGAAUUGCGGAAACACGUCUUCGCCGUAGAGCAGGAACUGUCGUUUGAUGCCCGAUGCCGCUCUCGCGCUACUGACCAAGAAAUGGAUGUUGAUGCCAUUAUUCGAAAGAUACGAGAGCAAGACGACAGAAAAUAUGCCUCCGAACCUAAGCGAAGAGGGUAUCAAGGCCAGAUGCAUGAGCGCUUCGCAGGCGAUCACUUCCUCAGCAACGUCGACAUCAUCAACAAGACAGAACUGUUCAGGAUCGCCUCCAAGAUGCCGAAGGGCGCCCACCUGCACAUCCACUUCAAUGCCUGCUUGCCACCCAACGUGCUGCUUGGCAUUGCAAAUGGCAUGGAUCGCAUGUUCGUUUCAAGUACUCUUCCCCUUAUCCACAAGGCUGGGGACGAGGAUGAGUAUGAAAAUUUUGACAGGUGCGAGAUACAGUUUUCCAUCAUGAAUCAGAAAAGAUUGGAUAAAAAGCUCGGCAAUCUAUUUUCCGCCGACUAUAUCCGCGGCCAUAUGAUGAAGUUUUCAGACUUUAGAAAUCAGUUCUCAAGCCAUUAUAACAAGGCCCCGGUGGAUGAGUGGUUGCUGCAUAAGCUCAUGUUCGAGGAGCAAGAGACCCACCAUCCCCUUCAGACAGCUUCUGGUGCUUGGGAAAAGUUCAACGGCAGAACACGCAUGAUGAAGGGUCUUUUCAACUAUCAGACAGCAUAUCGCGAAUAUACAAAAUUGUGUCUCGCAGAUUUUGUUCGAGAUAAUAUCCAAUACGCCGAGAUACGGCCUAAUUUCAUGCAGACAAAUCAACUCUAUACCGACGACGGCGAGGGUAUGAUCAAUAACGAGGGCAUCAUGAAAAUCAUCAUCAGUGCAGUAGAAGAGUUUCAAAAAGAGGUAGCUGAAAAGGGCCAGUUCUUUGGAGGGCUCAAAGUUAUAUACUGCACGCCGCGCUCAAUGGACCGGAAAAACGUACAAGAUGCUCUUAAAGAGUGCAUAGAGUUUAAGAAGAGGUGGCCGCAGUGGAUUGCAGGCUUUGACCUUGUCGGCGAAGAGGCGAAGGGCCAUCCGAUCAGGGAAUUUGUUCCUGAACUGCUCGAGUUCAAAAGGGAGUGCGCUGCGCAGAACCUCGAUAUUCCCUUCCUUUUCCACUGCGGUGAGACGUUGGACAUGGGCACCGACACGGACGGCAAUCUGGUCGACGCUUUAUUGCUGGGAUCGAAGCGCAUUGGCCAUGGCUUCGCCCUGGCAAAACACCCCUACGUUAUGCAGCAAAUGAAGGCCAAAGGAAUAUGCCUGGAACUAUGCCCAAUCUCCAACGAGAUCUUGGGGCUUACACCGCGAGUGGGUGGGCAUGCCAUGUAUCAGUUGCUGGCGAAUAACGUGCACUGCACCGUCAGCUCUGAUAACGGGGCGCUUUUCAGGUCCUCGCUAUCACACGACUUCUACCAAGUCAUGGUUGGCAAGGCAGACAUGGGGUUGUUCGGAUGGAAGCAGCUUGCCAUGUGGAGCAUCGACCAUGCGUCUUUAAACGAAGAAGAGAGAGAUAAUAUGAAGUACGAGUGGAACCAACAGUGGAAUGAGUUCCUCAAGUGGGUAAAGACAACAUAUGGCGACCUCAUUAAGGACGUGGCCAAGAUUUGA